AUGUCUCACACCAAGCCAAAGGCUCCUGUCAACACGGGCGAGGUCGAAAUUGGUUACACCUACGAUGGCUCGGGCACCGAAGAUGACCCAUUCUCCCGUAAGUGGUUCAUCGCAGCCAUUGCGACCCUCUCGGUCUUCGCCGUGACCUUUACCUCCUCUGCAUACUCGGUGUCGGCAAAUGAAAUCUUUGAGGACUUUGACAUCAGCGCCGAGGUUUUCAUUGUCGGACUUUCUCUCUUUGUACUCGGAUUUGCGAUUGGCCCUGCCGUAUGGAGUCCUUUGGUAAGCUGUUAUACCACCUUGUCACUUCUAAGGAGCCCAACUAACCAUAUGUUGUUUCACACUAACUUUGGCUCAAGGUCCGAAUUAUACGGAAGGCAGAUUCUCUGGAUUGUCACUCACAUCGCUAUGGUCGCCUUUCUAGGAGGAUCCGCAGGCAGCCAAAACGUGGCCACCCUCCUGAUCUUGAGAUUCUUUGCUGGCACAUUUGGCAGUUCUCCACUCGUCAACUCUGGCGGUACAAUUUCUGAUCUCUUCCCACCUGCUCAACGUGGUCUGGCAUUGACUAUAUAUUGUGUUGUGCCCUUUCUCGGUCCCAUUUUGGGGCCAAUAGUGGGCGGAUUCGUGUCUGAGAGCGUCGGGUGGCGAUGGGUCCAGGGUGUCUGCGUGAUCUUCAUUGGCGUAGUCGGCAUUCUGGGAAUCGUCUUCAUUCCUGAGACAUAUGGCCCGGUGUUGCUUCAGCGACGGGCACGUAACUUAGCCAAAGCCGAUGGCAAGAUCUACGUGAGCGUUUUGGAAAAGAACCAAGGAAAGAAGCUGCCGUCGGAAGUCUUCAAGCGUGCUUUGUUCCGUCCCUGGAUCUUCUUGUUCCUGGAACCCAUUGUCUUGAUAGCAUCAGUUUACAUAGCUGUUAUCUACGGCACGGUCUACAUGUUUAUGGGUGCCAUGCCCAUCGUGUACAAUGAAGACCGCGGUUGGAGCGUUGGCACCGGCGGGCUGGUAUUCUUGGGAAUUGCUGUUGGCAUCAUCUUUGGCCUUGUCUAUGCCAUCUGGGACAACAACAUCCGCUACAUGAGGCUCUAUGCGGCAAAAGCUACAACCCCGGAGUCGCGCCUGCCACCUGCAAUUAUUGGAGGUGUCGCCUUCCCCAUUGGCAUGUUCGCCUUUGCCUGGACCAACUACCCCAGCAUUCACUGGUCUGUCAGCAUCAUUCUGUCUGCGCCGUUUGGCUUCGGCUGUGUACUCGUCAUUCUGCCAAUCAUGAACUAUUUGAUUGACACUUACACCAUCUAUGCGGCCUCUGUCCUGGCUGCAGCUGCCAUCUUUCGCUCGGUCGUGGGCGCUGUGUUUCCUCUUUUCACGACACAGAUGUACCACAGGCUAGGAAUUCACUGGGCUUCCUCUAUCCCGGCAUUCUUGACUCUUCUGUGCAUUCCAUUCCCUUCGAUUAUGUACCGCUACGGUGAAGCGGUCCGCAUGAAGUGCAAGUACUCAUUCGAAGCGGCAGAGAUGAUGAGAAAGAUGCAAUUGCAGCAAACAGCUGCUGCUCCGAUUACAGAAAAGAACAAGGACUUAUCCUCUGAGUGA
Penicillium longicatenatum is the source of this 1587-nucleotide messenger RNA. Its product is annotated as MFS transporter. The record is from RefSeq and is a predicted model, not a curated record. The transcript has 3 exons. Lineage: Eukaryota; Fungi; Ascomycota; Eurotiomycetes; Eurotiales; Aspergillaceae. The coding region runs from base 1 to 1587 and encodes 528 amino acids. Gene Ontology annotation, biological process: transmembrane transport. Gene Ontology annotation, molecular function: transmembrane transporter activity.